Nicotiana tabacum (common tobacco) is the source of this 1002-nucleotide messenger RNA. NCBI's taxonomy places the organism in Eukaryota, Viridiplantae, Streptophyta, Magnoliopsida, Solanales, Solanaceae. The record is from RefSeq and is a predicted model, not a curated record.
AUGUCCACCGUUAAAUGCUUAAUAGUAGUAGCUGUAAAGAGACAAUGGCCUCUUUUUCAACUAGAUAUCAAUAAUGCAUUUCUGCAUGGUGACCUGUAUAUGAAGUUACCCUCUGGCCUUUCCCUUUCUGCUGCUAGUUCUUCUACUUCUGCCCCUUUAGGCUAUUCUCAUUCCUUCACUGAUUAUUCUCUUUUUGUCAAGGGUUCUCCUGGGUCUUUCACAGCCUUAGUUGUGUAUGUUGAUGAUAUAAUUCUUACAGGGGAUAAUGCUACUGAAAUCUCUGCCUUGAAACAGUUUCUCCAUACCCAAUUCAAGAUCAAAGACUUGGGUCAGUUAUAUUACUUUUGGGGCAUUGAAAUAUCUUAUUUUCCUUCAGGUCUCCUGUUGAAUCAGAAGAAAUUUGUAUCUGACUUGCUCUCUGAAUAUAAAUGUGAAGAUGUUUCUCCUGUUGCUUGCCCUUUGGAACUUCAUGAGAAGUUAUCGGCUGAUAGUGGCGAAGUCUUGGAUAAACCUGAAUUCUUUCGGAGUUUGGUUGGCAAGUUGCUUUUCUUGACCCAUACUAGGCCGGAUAUAUGUUUUGAUGUACAACAUCUUAGUCAGUUUUUAAAGUGUCCUCGCGUUCCUCAUAUGUUUGUUGCAUUACACAUUCUGAGGUAUCUUAAAUAUACUUUAGAUAUUGGUCUUUUCUACUCCAAUGAUUCUGAUCUCACUGUGAGUGCCUAUGGUGAAAGUUUGAUUGGUUGGAAGUCCAAGAAACAACCUGUUGUCUCUCUUUCUUCUACUGAAGCAGAAUAUCGAGCCAUUAGCAAGGUUAUUGGUGAAUUAACUUGGAUGGUUCGACUCUUGUCUGAUCUACAUGUUCCUGUCUCUCUUCCAAUUUCUGUUUUUUUUUUUAUAAUCAAGUUGCUAUACAUAUUGCUGAGAAUCCGAUCUUCCAUGAACGUACAAAAUAUAUUGAAGUGGAUUGUCACUUUAUUUGCUCCAAGUUGGGUGAAGGCCUGA